AUGUCAAUUCGUAACAUAAGCAAUGCCUCCCGGCUACUGGUUCAAAAACUGUUGAAACCUGCUAAAGGAUAUAUUGGAAGAAACGGUAGAUUCUUAUCUCACUAUCCAAUAGAUGAAACUAUUUUCGGGCUAACUGAAGAACAGCGGCAGUUACGUCAGACGGUAUUCAAUUUUGCGCAACAAGAGCUGGCACCGUUUGCGCAGGAAAUCGAUAAACAGAAUGAAUUCAAAGACCUUCGUAACUUUUGGAAAAAGAUGGGUGACAUCGGCCUACUUGGACCCACUGUAAAACCCGAAUACGGUGGAUUAGGAGGAACCUACCUUGAUCACUGCAUCAUCAACGAGGAACUGUCGCGUGCAUCGGGAUCGAUAGCCCUUUCAUACGGAGCACAUUCGAAUCUGUGCGUUAACCAGAUUCACCGCAACGGAACUGAAGAACAGAAGCAAACCUAUCUACCGAAGCUGAUCAGUGGGGAGCAUAUCGGAGCACUUGCGAUGUCUGAACCGGGUUCUGGAAGCGAUGUUGUAUCGAUGAAGACGAAGGCCGAGAAAAAGGGCGACUACUAUCUGCUGAAUGGUAAUAAAUUCUGGAUUACGAACGGACCGGAUGCAGAUACCUACAUCAUUUACGCCAAAACUGAUCCGAGUGCAAAACCGCAGCACGUCCUGUUUAACUUGGUAACGGACCAUACGACGCCAAAGAAAUCUCACAACGGUUAUGUGUUGGUGAAUGCGUGUUCAGCAACAUGUGAUAACAGCAUCGGCACGUCUAUAUUUACAGCCGAUAUUAUUUAA
This is a messenger RNA of Malaya genurostris, 795 nucleotides long. RefSeq names its product isovaleryl-CoA dehydrogenase, mitochondrial-like. The record is from RefSeq and is a predicted model, not a curated record. The coding region runs from base 1 to 795 and encodes 264 amino acids. Gene Ontology annotation, biological process: L-leucine catabolic process. Gene Ontology annotation, molecular function: 3-methylbutanoyl-CoA dehydrogenase activity; flavin adenine dinucleotide binding. Gene Ontology annotation, cellular component: mitochondrion. NCBI's taxonomy places the organism in Eukaryota, Metazoa, Arthropoda, Insecta, Diptera, Culicidae. The transcript is spliced from 4 exons.